AUGGUUGAAGUAACAAUGAUAUGCAUAUUGUUUUUCAUCGCAGAUCCCUAUUGUUUAUGGAAAACAUAAUUCACUGAAUAAACAUUUUCAACUUUCCCUUCAAAUUGGUAAAUCAUUGGGGCACACAGGUACAACUAUUGUUGGGGGAUAUGGAAUUGUUGGAUCAGGAAGCUAAAUACAUGGAUCAUACUCUAACCUCCCAAAUCACAGCGCACUCAAAGUGAGAAUAAAAGUGUACAGAGGAUGCUUGGAUUAAUGUGGCUGGAUUUGUUACACAGAGAACUUGGUAUUUAGAUUGGGGAUGGAGUGAUAUGUGUGGAGCCGGUUUUCGUGAUGGAUAUUUUUGGGAAACCUUAUAAGGAAGUCAUACUGCAGAUACUUUUUCUAUAAAUCUAUCAAAUGGUUUGGAUGAUGACGCAUACAAUGGUAAAUGAGACAUCAAAUUUUAGAAUCAUUAGGUUUAAAGGAUGUUGAAAUAUAUCUAAAACCAACAUAAUGUGUAUCAUUUUUUAGCGAAUGUAAUUAUACUGGAACCAUGAAAGAACUUUGUCUAGGAUCUCCAAAUUUGGAUAGAAGAAAUAUACCUUAAAAAAUAAAAUCAAUAAGAGUUGAUGGUUGUGGGAAAAUUAAACUAACAAAAAAAGGAUCUGGUUCUAUAACAAUAACUGAAAAUACUCCAUGUUUAACAGAAUUUGAUGUAAAUAAGCAAAUAAAAAAUUAAGUUCCCUCCAGUAGAAAAUUUAAAUAGGUGA
This is a messenger RNA of Paramecium octaurelia, 752 nucleotides long. Lineage: Eukaryota; Ciliophora; Oligohymenophorea; Peniculida; Parameciidae. The record is from the annotation of a GenBank genome assembly.